AUGCAACAAGAAAAACCACCAGCAGGGGUUGGAUAGAAAAACAUACAAACCCAACCACGAGAAGAGGAGACAGCACAGCGACUGAAACAAAAAACCCGAAAGCACAGCAAAAGAGAAACAGAAGCGUUCGCGGGAAAAAGGAGCCCGAAACCCACAGCAAGGGAAGGUAAGUAGAAAAACUCCUGAACGGAGAAACCACCCAAAACACGAGAAACCACGCUGCAAGGAUGCCGAUGGAGUGCGACCAUGGCGCUACAGCAGGGUAAGUAACUUACGGCACCGUGGAGCCGAGAAGACGGACGGCUUAGAGCCACAGGAGAGCCGGAGCUGGGACGACACAGAAGAGACACUGCAGAGGACGCUGGAACAGGCUCCACGAGGAGCAGGGACCAUAGUGAAGAAGAAAGGUGACCAGAACCAGCGUCAAGUAAUGGUAAGGAACAAACGGGACAGGUGGAGGUGAGUAGUGGACUUAAAUAG
Pelobates cultripes (western spadefoot toad) is the source of this 480-nucleotide messenger RNA. NCBI's taxonomy places the organism in Eukaryota, Metazoa, Chordata, Amphibia, Anura, Pelobatidae. The record is from the annotation of a GenBank genome assembly.